UAAGCGAGCAGCGCUGUCAACGGACUACUGUGACGCUUUUGUUGGAAAACGUGUUUAAAGCUUUAUUUAUUUUCCCACACUACGAGCCAUAAUUUAUGAACGGCUGCCGCGGACACCACUUUGAGGACCAGUGUGCUAGAUAUAUCCGAGUGGGUUAGAAUGGUGUUGCUGCAUAUAAAUGGCCUCUUCACAUACUGUUUACAGCACUGGCCGGAGGUAAACUACAGAAUACUGAGAUGUCACUUUAACAUAACAAAUCAUUUACGGGAGAGUAUGUCCCCCUUUAUUUUGUUCUUUACGAGCUACAAUAUGUAUAUUUGUAGUUACAUAAAGAGACAUUCAGUGUUGAGUCUACACGCCAACAUUUCGUAGUAUUAAAGUAUCUACAUACAAUUUUAGUGUUGACUACUCUCAUCAGCCACCUCAGUAUCAUAAAGAAUAUUUCAUAACACCCAUGCUCGCUCAAAUCCUAUAAAUAACAAUAUGAUAAUAUACUAAAAUCCCGAGAGCGCAUUUCCGCUCAGCACGGCCUUCAGACUUUCUCAUCCUCGAUACCCAGCACUGCACUUCCGGGUGUGGGCGCCUUCAUUGGACGUACGGGUAGUUUUGCUUGUGUAGUAAACCCAACAGAUAUUGUGUGUAAGCUAUGGGAGUGAAAGGAGACCGAGUUAGAUAAACCCAUAGAAAGACAAAGACUGGUGAAGUCCAUCUAUAUUGGACGAAAUUAACAUCUCUCAACGCAAUGUCUAAAAGAAAAACUAGAGGAGUCUGUGCUGAAGUGAAACGGCUUCAGGCCAGCUUGGUCGCGCCUGUCAAUUCCAUGUUGACACUGCUUUUAACUUCGUUUCUACUUCUAACUUCUCUCCUUUGGGUGGAUGGAGCUAGAAAGGAGCUGGAGUCGGAAGUAUUAGAAAACGACCAGGAGUUGGAAUCGCAGCUCAGCUCGGUAUUAUCAGACUAUGAUGUUCUCUCAUUGUCCAGUGUCCGCCAGCACUCUGUGAGAAAAAGAGACUUGCAGCCUGAGUCCCACAUGGAGCGGUUGCUGAGCUUCACAGCCCUGAACAGACAUUUCAAACUUUAUUUGACAUCAAGCCCCUACCAUUUUUCAGAAAACUUUACAGCAGUGGUGGUAGAUGAAAAUGGCAAAGAAGAAAUCUAUCCUGUCCAGUGGCAGAACUUCUUCACUGGACACGUUGUUGGGGAACAGGACUCUCGAGUGCAAGCGCACAUCGAUGAUACUGACUUCACAGCCCACAUUCUUACAGACGAAGGAGAGUAUAACAUAGAGCCUCUUUGGAGAUAUGUUAACUCAACACCUGAUGGCAGAAUGCUGGUGUACAAAUCAGAGGAUAUCCGAGACAUUGGCCGUCUGCAUUCCCCCAGUGUCUGUGGUUCUGUUAAAACAGAUGGAUUGCUGCCGGAGUGGUACAGGGAAGCAGAGGCAGACGGAAAAGAGCAUCUCCGCCGAGCGAAAAGGCAGAAAAGCACCCCUGAUCCCAAAAAGAAUACCUGUAAGCUGUUGGUGGUGGCAGACUACCGCUUCUUCAAAAACAUGGGGCGCAGCGAGGAGAGCACCACUAUCAACUACCUUAUUGAACUUAUUGAUCGAGUGGAUGACAUUUAUAGAAACACAACCUGGGACUAUAAUAUGCAAGGAUACGGUGUGCAAAUAGAACAGAUUAUUGUCAACAAAUUUCCCACUCAAACGGGCAAGAAGCAUUACAAUAUGAAUCUGAGCUAUCUGGGUGAACAGAAGGACGCAUGGGAUGUGAAGCAACUGUUGGAGCAAUUUAGUAUAGAUAUUGCAGACAAGGCCUCUAAUGUCUGCCUUGCCCAUCUGUUCACAUACCAAGAUUUUGACCAGGGAACCCUGGGACUGGCAUAUGUUGGGUCUCCGAAAACACAUGCACUUGGAGGCAUCUGUCCUAACGCGUAUAAUUUCAAAGCUUUGGGGAAAUCCAUCUACUUGAACACAGGCUUGACCAGCACCAAGAACUAUGGGAAAACCAUUCUUACCAAGGAAGCAGACUUGGUUACAACGCAUGAGCUGGGCCACAACUUCGGAGCUGAGCACGACCCUGAUAACCUCUUGCACUGUGCCCCCAGUGAUGACAACGGAGGGAAGUAUUUGAUGUACCCCAUCGCAGUCAGUGGAGAUCAUGAGAAUAACAAGAGAUUUUCUGAAUGCAGCAUUAAGUCAAUUGGCAAGACUCUGAGCAGCAAGGCUUCUGAUUGCUUCAAAGAGAGAAACAACAGAGUGUGUGGCAACUCUCGCGUGGACGAGGAAGAGGAAUGUGACCCAGGGAUCGUGCACUUGAAUGAUGACCCCUGCUGCACGUCCAGCUGCAAGUUCAAACCCAACGUGCAGUGCAGUGACAGAAACAGUCCCUGUUGCAAGGCGUGCAAGUUUGACCAAGCUGGAAAGGUUUGCCAAGAAGCCAUCAACGCCACCUGCAAAGGAGAAUCUGCUUGCACAGGCACAAGCAGUGAAUGUCCUCCUCCAGCUAAUGCAGCCGAUGACAUUACCUGUGUUGACAAGGGGAAGUGCCAGCGUGGGCAAUGCAUCCCGUUCUGUGAGGGGCUCAAGGGGCUCAAGUCGCUCAAGUCUUGUGCUUGUAAUGAGACGGAUAACUCUUGUAAAGUUUGCUGCCGAGAUGCAAAUGGAGUGUGCAAGCCUUAUGAAGAUACUGGACAGUUCUUGUUCCUGCGCAAAGGAAAGCCCUGCACUGUAGGAUUCUGUGACGGAAGCGGCAAAUGUAUGAAGCAAGUUCAAGAUGCCGUUGAGCGAUUUUGGGAUUUCAUUGAAAAACUUGAUAUCAAUACUUUUGCAAAAUUCCUUGAAGAUAAUAUUGUGGGUUCUGUGGUGGUCUUCUCUCUUAUUUUGUGGAUCCCACUCAGUAUUCUCGUCCAUUGUGUGGAUAAGAGACUCGACAGGCAAUACGAGGAAAACACCAAAUCGCUUUUCUAUCCAAGCAACACAGAGAUGUUGAGCAGCAUGGACUCUGCCUCUGUGCGCAUCUUGAAGCCCCCUUCCCAGUCGGCUGGCCGAUUCCAACCCUCACACACACAGCCCUUAACCACAGGGCCACCUUCUGCUUCGGUGGCACCCAAACCAGACCUGCCACGCAUGGCCACCAUCCAGGAGGACCCGAGCAGCGACUCUCACCUCGACGAGGACAUGCUUCAAGAGGACUUCCCCAACAGCGGCACGGCAGCCAAGUCCUUCGAGGACCUGACCGACAACCCCCUGACCCGCAGCGGCAAGGCUCUGUCCUUCAAACUGCAGCGGCAAGCCCGCAUCAGCAGCAAGGAGACAGAGUGCUAGCCUCGCACUCGCCAAACACCAUCUUUCUUUUAGUUUGGAGGAAGUGUACGUAUUUACUUAACUGUGUAAUGGACAUAAUGCGGGUUUUACUAUUUAAAAAAUAUGGUGAUAUAUAUAUGAAUACAUACUUUUUAAAAAAUGCAAAACAAAAUGUGUUUAAGGGAUAUAAGGUCUCCAAAAUGAUGUACACCUAUGGCCAACAGUUUUACAUCACCUCAGAUUUUAGGACUGAGACCAUAAUUAAAAAAAAAAAAAAAAAAAAAAUAUGAACAUCAUUUUUAUAUUUUAUUUAACAUCAUAUAAUCAAAGAAACUACAAAAUGUGGUGCAAAAGCCUACCGGAAGCCAUAAUAGUAGUACAGUAUUUCAUGUUUCAUGUACAGUAUUUCAUUUAGAAAUGUUACAUUUUUCAAUUUUUGUCAGUUUUUCGUUAAGUACUGUAUAUGGGGAAAACUACAAAGCGGUAUGCAAUUCAAUAUGUUAAAUGUUAGCCUUUGAGCGAGAUUCGGGGGGGCGGGAGCUGGGGCCCUUCAUUGCUGUCUAUCAUUGCCAAUUUCCUAUUUAAACCCCAAUCACACACACCUUCCCGGUCUAGUGUUUUUGCUUUUUCCUCCUCCUCCUCCUUUCGCACAUGCCUGUGCAGUGGUCUCCUCUGGGGGAUAAGUGAAUCUUACUUCCCCGACCUUACAUAGGUAAUCUAGUCAGCACCCCCAUUUCAUACUUUGUGUACUAUUUGUAUAAUGUAUUGUCAUGCUGCCUAUUAUAUUAGUGUACAUUUUGUUAUUUUUAUUAGUAGUUAAAAUACAUCUGGAGGGUCACUACAUUUCUGAGAAACAACCAAAUAAUGGUUUGAUAGAGAACCAAAAUAGAGAUACACAAAAGUAAUUAUCUUUCAUAUUACAUAUUGUUAUUAUUAACCAUUUUUAACACGUUCUAAGAAAAAAAAAUCCUUUUUUAAUAUUAGGCCAAAUGCACCCUCCAAAUAUAAUAAUCAAUGUCUGAUUUCAGAUCAUUAGUGCCUUUCUAAACUGAAAAAAGCCUCUCUCUGCUGUAUGACAAUGCGGAUGACCACUCCAAUCAGGACAUCCACAUAAUGCAUGAACAACACUUUUACUGCAGAUAAAGUCAUCUCUUAGCAUGCACUUGUACAAAAAAAUAAAAAGCAUUUCUCUGGGGUAAUGCCACAAGGAUCUUGAAGUAGCAUCGCAAAGUUCAAUCCUGUUACUGUAAUCUUCAAAUCCGAUGCUGGGGGAAAUAAACAGUUUAGGUUUGUGUUCAAAUCAGACACUGGUUUUCACAGAACUAGCUCAUGUAUUUUUAAGCAACUUUUUAAUUUGAUUUAAUUGAACUGUCAAUGACCCCUUCAGAUGAUUGCAAUGUUCUGAUACAAUCUGUGUUGAUUCUUGUACAACAUCUCACCCUUGUGCUCCGUCUUUCGGGUGAGACGUAAUUGUAAGUGACUCUGCAGCUGAUGCAUAGCUCACACACCCUAGUCUCUGUAAGUUGCCUGGGUAAAGGUGUCUGCUAAGUAAACAAAUAAUAAUAAUAAUCUUCUGCCAAUUUUAAAACUGUAUCUUUCAAUUCCUGGUUGUUUUUGUAGUAGUCUUUUUAUAUAGUUUUUUUUACUUUUUUUUUUUUUUUUAAUAAUUUAGUCGUUGCCAAUUCGUUUUUUUUAUUUUCUUCCCAAUUUGAAAUGCCCAAUUAUUUUUUAGGCUCAGCUCACCGCUACCACCCCUGCGCUGACUCGGGAGGGGUGAAGAUGAACACACGCUGUCCUCCGAAGCGUGUGCCGUCAGCCGCCCGCUUCUUUACACACUGUGAACUCACCGUGCAGCCGCCUCCGAGCUACAGCGUCGGAAGACAACGCAGCUCUGGGCAGCUUACAGACAAGCCCGCAGGCGCCCGGCCAGACUACAGGGGUCGCUGCUGUGCGGUGAGCCGAGGACACCCUGGCCGACCUAACCCUCCCUCCCCCUGGGCGACGCUCGGCCAAUUGAGCACCGCCCCCUGGGAGCUCCCGUCCAUGGUCGGCUGUGAAAUAGUCUGGACUCGAACCGGCAACGUCCAGGCUAUAGAGCGCAUCCUGCACUCUAGCGAGUGCUUUUACUGGAUGCGCCACUCGGGAGCCCCCUAUAUAGUUUUUGUUGGUCCCAAAACCCCGCUUGGUUUGAAUGAGCACUUUCUUAGAAGUUUAUACCCUGAUUUUGAAGAGGGCACAGUAAGCCAGACUUAAAUGCUGUGAAUGGCCAAGACCUAUCAAGCUGACCCACAAUUUCUAAGAAUAUCUACUCCUGUUACCUCUACCUCUACCUCUCUCUCUCUCUCUCUCUCUCUCUCUCUCUCAUAUUUGUAUGAUUGAUUGAUCAUUUAAAUGAAGAGGGUAAUCUUACGUAACACUUGAAACUGCCUCGAUGCACUUAUAGCUAUACUGUACUGUAUAAAUAUUGCUUUAAAACAACAACAACAACAACACUGUAUUUGGCGCAGGUCUUUUUUUCCUGUGUAAUUAAUAUAAAUGAUUUGUAUGAGCAAAGAAAUGUGCUCCAGUAUGCUAAUAAAUGAGCUUUGUUUUUGUAUGGA
Molecule: messenger RNA, 5904 nt
Organism: Acipenser ruthenus (sterlet)
Lineage: Eukaryota; Metazoa; Chordata; Actinopteri; Acipenseriformes; Acipenseridae
Product: disintegrin and metalloproteinase domain-containing protein 17
Exons: 19
Coding region: 743-3325 (860 amino acids)
Biological process (GO): Notch signaling pathway; membrane protein ectodomain proteolysis
Cellular component (GO): plasma membrane
Molecular function (GO): metalloendopeptidase activity
Source: RefSeq, a predicted model, not a curated record